AUGCAAAAUACACUGAGUUCAGUCCUGCAGGCAGGGAAUGCCAGUAGCCCUUCAUCGCUGUUGAGUCUGCGGCAGCAUGGACAUCCGCAACAACGUGACAGAGCUGCGGCGGCUGGAGAACUGCUCGGUGAUCGAGGGGGACCUGCAGAUCCUGCUCAUGUUCACCACCCAGACCGAGGACUUCCGGCCCCUGCGCUUCCCCAAGCUCCACAUGAUCACCGACUACCUGCUCGUCUUCCGGGUCUACGGUCUGGAGAGCCUGCAGGACCUCUUCCCCAACCUGGCGGUGAUCCGGGGCGCGCGCCUCUUCUUCCACUACUCCCUGGUGAUCUUCGAGAUGCCUCACCUGAGGGUGAUCGGGCUGAGGGGGCUGGCCCGGGUCAUGAGGGGCGCGGUGAGGGUCGAACGCAACGAGGAGCUUUGCCACCUCUCCACCAUCGACUGGGGGCUGCUGAUGGAGUCCACGGAGAACAACUACAUCGUGGGCAACAAGCAGGUGGAGGAGUGCGGGGACGUGUGCCCGGGGAUCCUGGAUCAGGAGAAGCCCUGCGUGCAGACCGCCGUCGGGGGCCAACAAGGCUACCGCUGCUGGACCUCCACCCACUGCCAGAAAGCCUCGCCCUGCGGGGGGCGUGGGAGUGCUCCGAGCGGGGAGUGCUGCCACCGGGAGUGCAUUGGGGGCUGCGGGCGCCCCAACGACAGCAGCUCCUGUGUGGCCUGCCGAAACUACAUCUACGCGGGCCGCUGUCUGCCCUCCUGCCCCGCGGGGACCUUCCGGUACGCCGGCUGGCGCUGCGUGAGCAAGGAGUACUGCGCCAGCCUGCGAAAAGUCUCCCCGAACGGGGUAAGUCCCCCCCCCAGGGCGGCCCCCAGAAGGCCUCCAAGUUCGUCAUCCACGACGGGGAGUGCCUGUCGGAGUGCCCCUCCGGGCUGACCCGCAAUGAGAGCAGCAUCUUUUGCCACCAGUGCGAAGGCCUGUGCCCCAAGGAGUGCAAGGUUGGCACAAUGACCAUCACCACCCUGAGCAGCGCGGAGGAGCUCCGAGGGUGUACCCUCCUGGAGGGCAAUCUCAUCCUUAACCUCCGCAGAGGAAAUAACCUGGCCGCAGAGCUGCAGGCGAGCCUGGGUAACAUCGAGGUGAUCACGGGCUUCCUGAAGAUCAAGCACUCCUUUGCUCUGGUCUCUCUCUCCUUCUUCAAGAGCCUCCGACUCAUCAGGGGUGACUCCAUGGUCGACGGUAACUACACGCUGUACGUCUUGGACAAUCAAAACCUGGAGCGGCUGUGGGACUGGAGCCAACACAACCUGUCCAUUCCCGUGGGCAAGAUCUACUUCGCCUUCAACCCCAAGCUGUGCCUGACGCAGAUCUACCAGCUGGAGACAGCGACUGGGACCCGGGGGCGGCAGAACACGGCCGAGAUUAACCCUCGCACCAACGGGGACCGCAUGUCCUGUAAGAGCGGGGUGCUGAGGUUCGUCUCGAACAUGACGGAAUCCUCGCGGAUCAUCCUGUGGUGGGAACGCUACGAGCCUCUGGAUCACCGGGACAUGCUGAGCUUCAUCGUGUACUACCGCGAGUCGGCUUUCCAGAACGUCACGGAGUGGGUGGGGCAGGACGCCUGUGGCUCAAACAGCUGGAACGUGGUCGACGUGGACCUGCCACUGAGCAGUGGCCAAGAUCCCCAGGUGAUGCUGAGCGGACUCACCCCGUGGACCCAGUACGCCAUCUUCAUCCGCGCCAUCACCCUGAGCACGGCCGAGGACGGGCAUAACCACGGCGCCAAGAGCCGCGUGGCUUACAUCCGCACACGCCCCGCGGCCCCCUCCGUGCCCCUGGACGUGCUCUCCAUGUCGAACUGCUCCUCUCAGCUGGUGGUCCGCUGGAAGCCCCCCACUCACCCCAACGGUAAUAUCACUUACUACCUGGUGCGCUGGCAGAGACAGGCGGAGGACUCUGAACUCUACAUCAGCGACUAUUGCAACAAAGGGCUGAGGCUGCCCACCAGCACGGCUGACAGCCAGUUUGACAGCGAGGACGGAGAACCGGAGCGGGACCGGGAGGAGAGGUGCAGCUCCUGCCCCAAAACGCAGGCCGAGCUCGCGCUGGAGGCCGAGGAGUUCUCCUUCCAGAAGAAAUUUGAGAACUUCCUCCACAACUCCAUCUUCAUGCCAAAAACCCCAUGGAGGGUCAAAUCUGUGAACAAGAGUCCAGUAAGGCAGAGUAAUAAAAAGCGUCGGGACGCACAGUGGGUGGGGGCCAACGCGACCCUGUCCGGCUCGGGGGGGAACGUGACGACGCCCCCGCAGCCGGAGGAGAACCAGUUUCCAGUCCAGGAGGACAAGGUGUUCCAGCGUGACCGUGCCCUGAUCACCGGGCUCCACCACUUCACCGUGUACCGCAUCGACAUUCACGCCUGCAAUCACGCCGCCCACCUGGUGGGCUGCAGCGCGGCCACGUUCGUGUUCGGGCGGACACGCCCUCGCCUCUACGCCGACAACAUCCCUGGCAGAGUCACCUGGGAGCUGACCGGCAAAAACACCAUUCUGCUGAAGUGGGGGGCGCCCCCGAGCCCCAACGGGCUGAUCCUGAAAUACCAGAUCAGAUACACCAAGUACAGGAGGGAGCAGGAGGAGGAGUUUGAGGCAGUGGAGUGUGUGCCGAGGCCCCUGUAUGAGCUGCACCAGGGGCACUACAUCAAGAGGCUGCAGCCUGGGAACUACAGCGCCAUCGUCAGGGCAACUUCCCUCUCGGGCAACGGGUCCUGGUCUGAGCCGGUCGAGUUCUACAUCACCGGACCGGAGGAGACGCUGCCGCUCUCAGCCCUGCUGCUCAUGCCCGUCGCUCUCGUGGUCUUCAUUGGUCUGCCCAUGAUCUUCAUGUAUCUCUAUUACGCCAAAAGGAAUAACCCCGGGAGCACUCUGUAUGCAUCAGUGAACCCAGAGUAUCUCAACGCUUCUGACAUCUACGUGCCGGAUGAGUGGGAGGUGGAGCGGGACACGGUGACGGUGAUCCGGGAGCUGGGGCAGGGCUCGUUCGGGAUGGUGUACGAGGGCGUGGUGCGCGGCCUCCGCCCUGACGAGGGGCAGCCGCGGCGCGUGGCGCUCAAAGCGGUCAACGAGUCGGCCACGGUGCGAGAGCGCAUCGAGUUCCUGCAGGAGGCCUCCGUCAUGAAGGCCUUCCACUGUCACCAUGUAGUGCAGCUGCUGGGCGUGGUUUCCAAGGGUCAGCCCACUCUAGUGAUCAUGGAGCUGAUGACACGCGGUGACCUCAAGAGCUACCUACGUUCGCUCCGCCCCUGCUCCGAGACUCUACAGUUGCGCCCCCCCCCCCCCCCCUUCCAGAACAAACCGGGCCUGCCCCCUCCCUCUGUAAAGCAGAUGAUGCAGAUCGGAGGCGAGUCCACAGAGUGCGACUAG
Molecule: messenger RNA, 3417 nt
Organism: Polyodon spathula (Mississippi paddlefish)
Lineage: Eukaryota; Metazoa; Chordata; Actinopteri; Acipenseriformes; Polyodontidae
Product: insulin receptor-related protein-like
Exons: 19
Coding region: 1-3417 (1138 amino acids)
Biological process (GO): axon guidance; protein phosphorylation
Cellular component (GO): neuron projection
Molecular function (GO): transmembrane-ephrin receptor activity; protein binding; ATP binding
Source: RefSeq, a predicted model, not a curated record